Messenger RNA from Sphaerulina musiva SO2202, 658 nucleotides. RefSeq lists its product as uncharacterized. The record is from RefSeq and is a predicted model, not a curated record. Lineage: Eukaryota; Fungi; Ascomycota; Dothideomycetes; Mycosphaerellales; Mycosphaerellaceae. Bases 353 to 580 code for a protein of 75 amino acids. The transcript has a single exon.
GACUCGGAUCCUGCGUCGCACGAGCGCUGAGAGCUACUCUGGCAAUAAAUGAGCGAUUACUAUGCUCACAGGAGCAGCAGUGAAGUCUAGGGCUGUCUCUCUCUCAUCCUCUCUCUCUGCCAUCAUCAUCAGCAUUGGGUAUGCUCUGCCACGACCUUUAUAUUUUGGGACGCUUCCCACCAUCGACUAAGCACCGCUACCCGUGUAGUCUUUGCCUUCACUGAUGUAUCUAUAGCGUACACGCACGAGCAGACGUGUGUGGAGUGCACGCCGUGAAUAUGUGACCUUCAAAUUAUAAGAGCGCAACGGCUGCACACUCACUGUGCUGAUCUCGACAGAAUAUCCAGCAAAAAUGGAGCACGACUUCAUCUUUGACCGCUGGCUCGAACAGAAAGGGUCCUUCCAACACCGCCCACAACCGUCUGUUCCAACCAUCUGUAACACAAAGUCCCAAGCUGCCCCACAGCAACAAGCUCCUACGUGGGCGACAGUAGCUACUGUUGCGGCAGGAGUGGCGGCCACUGCACUGACCGUACAUGGUCUAUACAGAGCUCGUGGGAUGAGAGGUGUCUUGCCUUGAACAGAAUCUGGACCGAGCCAAAUGGAGUAUCACUCGACGAUAUAGCAAAUAUUUGACUAAGUAGCCAGUGAUCACAAC